CAUCAAAUUCUCAAUUGCAACAUUUCGGCUCAGAAACACGUUUUGGGACUGGUUUCUCCUCAUUUUUCAACCGACUUGCGGGUCCUUUGUUUUUAGUAUCCCACGGGAAAUCUUUCUAGUCCUCGGGUUCCGAUCAGUCUCAAGUAACAGGCAAGCGCGAUGGAUGGAAGCUCUGCAAUUGACUACCCAUUACUCGCUCGUGAAGUUAGUUAUCAUGUUCUAUCUUCAUUUACCGUUCAGCUAUGGGACAUAGUCAUUACUUUACGGAGCGAGAUAGAGUUUAUAUGGCCGAAACCUUGGAACUCGUUUUUCAAGUGGUUGUACUUGUCCCUCCGAUAUUUCAGUCUUGCAACACAGAUAUUCCACCAAUUCGCAGUCCCUUACUUUAACAGCGGGAAAGCUUCAAGAUCAAGCUGUUUUGCAUGGUAUGUGUAUAGUGCCCUUGUAGCACAGUUCCAGACAACCGCUGUCGAGAUCAUCUUGGCUGUCCAAGUGUAUGCAUUGUUCAAUAGAAGUCGCCGCAUCGCUAUCGUAUUGGGGUCGCUGAUGACACUCGAGUAUAUAAUUCUCGCGAUCGUGAUCACUGGCUAUUUCCAUAGGAUCCCCUCCAUUCCUCAUUGCAUUCUAUCAAAACCACCGUAUCAGAUAAUAUAUCCCACCAUUGUGGCGGUCGCACUGCAAAGUACACUUCUAGGUCUUGCUCUGAUAAAACAUAUCUUGGCCAGACGCGCUGGCUGGGGUCGAGCACCACUGGUCUCGCUUUUGAUUAGGGACGGAAUGGCCACGUAUUUUGUAUUAUGUGUGAUGCUCUUCUGCGUCGGUUUAUUUUGCGAGCUCCGUGAUGAGCGCGCUGUAAUCAUGUUCUUUUGGGUAAUCCCAAUUACGUCAUCAUGUGGCUGUCGACUUAUAGUCAACAUGCAACGUAUGGUAGUAGCUGAGAAGCUUGUACCACGUUCUCCUAUUACCUCAGAGAUUGAGGUUGAAUUUUCAUUUCAAUCAAUGUGAUAUCUUGUGCUACAGUGCAGUCAUCCUGGCCAUAAUUAU
Messenger RNA from Suillus subaureus, 1044 nucleotides. RefSeq lists its product as uncharacterized. NCBI's taxonomy places the organism in Eukaryota, Fungi, Basidiomycota, Agaricomycetes, Boletales, Suillaceae. The record is from RefSeq and is a predicted model, not a curated record. The coding region runs from base 160 to 1005 and encodes 281 amino acids. The transcript is spliced from 9 exons.